GCAUGCAGUACCUGAGGGAGGGACUGUUGAGCAGACAGUAACAGACACACAGGUGUCCCACAGCUUGUUUUUGAGAGCUUGUCUCGUGGCUUGGAUUUGUCUUUUCUCUGUCUAGGGGUUCAGCUUCAGAACAAAAAUGGGUUACAGGACUGUGGUGAUGUAUAUGGAGAUUGGCUGCUUUGUGAUCUGUGUGUCUGGAUGGAUCCUGGUCUGUUCCACAAUGCCAACAGAGAUCUGGACUUGGUCUGAGGUUGACAGCAUAGUCCUGACCACUUCAAACUACUUCUCCAACUUAUGGAAGGAUUGUAUAUCCGAUUCAACUGGAGUAUCUGACUGCAAGGGGAUUCCAUCAAUGCUUGCACUGAACUGGGACAUUCACAUGUGCCGAGCUCUCAUCAUCAUCUCAAUCAUCUUGGCUUUCUUUGGAUCUGUUUUGGUCUUAGUGGGAAUGAAGUGCACUAAGAUUGGGGGAUCCGAGAUUGCAAAUGCAAGAGUAACCUUUGCUGGGGGGAUGAACUAUCUUAUCGGAGGGAUGUGUUCUAUGAUUGCUUUCUCCUAUUAUGGAAACAAAAUUAGAGCAGAAUUUCAAGACCCUAACUACAGAGCUCAGAAGUUUGAAAUAGGCGUUGGUGUCUUUAUCGGCUGGGGAGGCUCCACCUUACUUGUUGUUGGAGGCCUUAUUUACAGUAUCUUUGCAGGGAGGGAAGGGUGCCAUUCAAGCUCAAAACACUACAACGCCUACCGGUUCCAUGAUGCCUACACAGUUGUCCCGACAAAAAAGAGCCUUGUGUCUUUGGCUCGUUCUGACAUUAGCGAGAGCAGAAAAUCCAGGAACACCAGUGAAAGCAGAGCCAGCAGCAUCUCUGGGGUCACCAGUAUAACCAAGACAACAGCUGCUACUACUAAUGCAUAUGUGUGACUCAUCGCCAAAAGUUCAAAGGUGGUAAAUAUUAUAUUUGCUUUGUUUUGUUUUUCACAAAAAAGGGGAGGCUUUAAUCUUGGAGUAAUUUAAUAUUGCAAGUUCAUGCUUGAGCUUUGAGAGUAGUCUUUAUAAUAUGUUUUUUUGUUUGUUUGUUUUUUUACAGCAGACAGGUGUUACUAAUCAUUAACAAUAACAAUAAUAACAAGACCAAGACCGAAACAAAGCAGCUAAAUUAAAUUUUAAUACUUACAUGUGAUUUUCAAACUGUAAUGUUAAAAUGUCUGCUGUGAAUGAGAUAUAUUUUCCCCUGUCAGUCAGUCUUGUGGACUCCUCAUAUUUAAUGUCUAGUCAGACCCAGAGAAUGCUGCCAUUUUGCCUGAACAUAGUUUUGUCAUGUUCUUUUGCUCUGAUCUGAAGCAAAAACUAUUAUAUAUUAUAAUUGUAUAGACAUAUACAAAGAAUUAUCCAUGCAUGAACACUGAAUAAACUCAUGCUUUGAUCAAACAUUGUUGGACAGUGCAAGAUGUUUUUGAAACCUGCAAUAAAAAUAAAUUUUGAUAUUGAUUCAUGA
This is a messenger RNA of Toxotes jaculatrix (banded archerfish), 1493 nucleotides long. Its product is annotated as claudin-10-like. Gene Ontology annotation, cellular component: bicellular tight junction; plasma membrane. Gene Ontology annotation, molecular function: structural molecule activity. NCBI's taxonomy places the organism in Eukaryota, Metazoa, Chordata, Actinopteri, Toxotidae. Bases 137 to 919 code for a protein of 260 amino acids. The record is from RefSeq and is a predicted model, not a curated record. Gene Ontology annotation, biological process: cell adhesion; bicellular tight junction assembly. The transcript has 5 exons.